Messenger RNA from Cucumis melo (muskmelon), 2573 nucleotides. Its product is annotated as putative proline-rich receptor-like protein kinase PERK6. Bases 301 to 2307 code for a protein of 668 amino acids. The record is from RefSeq and is a predicted model, not a curated record. Gene Ontology annotation, molecular function: protein kinase activity; ATP binding. Gene Ontology annotation, biological process: protein phosphorylation. The transcript has 9 exons. NCBI's taxonomy places the organism in Eukaryota, Viridiplantae, Streptophyta, Magnoliopsida, Cucurbitales, Cucurbitaceae.
UGGUUUUUUUCUUCUUCCCCCAUUUUAGUAGGAGAGAAUCGAUGUUCAACCAGAAAAACAAGAAUUUACCGGUUCUCUGUUUUUUCUUCCAUGGCAUUCCCUCCACUUUCUACUCUUCCUUUCUCCUUCUUCUUCCCCCUUUCAUCAUCAUUCAUCAUUCCUCUAAUUGAAUCCAAUUGAACUGAAUUUACAGGGUUUCCUCUCGAGGCCGCUGUUGCCGCCGCCGUCGUUUUUGGAGGACCACUUUAAGGGUUUCUCCGGCACUAUUUAACGACUACUUCUUUGCCGGAAACUCUUCUAAUGUCUUCCUCUUCCGGUUCUCCUUCCCCUUCUUCUGAUUCCGGUUCCACUUCUCCUCCUCCUUCUCCACCUGCUCCUACUGCUCCGCCUCCUGAUUCUUCUUCCUCUUCUUCUCCUCCUCCUCCCGAUUCUUCUUCUUCUUCUCCGCCUCCGCCCGAUUCGUCCUCUUCUUCUCCGCCUCCUCCAGAUUCGUCCUCUUCUUCUCCUCCGCCGGAGUCUUCUUCUUCCUCUUCUCCACCUCCGCCAGAUGCAUCCCCACCGCCGCCGCCUAAUGAAUCGUCACCGCCUCCUAAGGACUCAAAUUCUUCACCACCGCCGAAGAAAGGGGAUGGGGAUGGGAAAUCUUCGUCUUCGCCGCCUCCUCCGCCACCACCACCGCCGCCGCCGCCGCCUCCUCCUCCUCCUCCUCCGCCAAAUGGUUCGUCGAGACAUUCUCCUCCUUCUCCGAGAUCGAUCAACUCAAGAUCUUCGGACUCGUCGUCGGGUGGAUCUGCACCCGAGGCGAUGCCGAUCAUUGUAGGAGUGGCGGUGGCGGCUGGGUUUUUGUUAUUUGCUAUGGCGUUGAUAUUCUUCGCUUGCAGCCGAAAGAAAAAGAAGCAAAAUAAUAGUUCCACGUACUACGACGACCCCUCCGGUCCCAAAGGUGGGGAUCCAUAUUACAGCGGAAGGAAUCACAACUGGAACAGUCCCGGCGAACAUUACGUGAACAUGGCGCCAAUCAGCGGCGGUGGAGGCCAAGUAGGAGUAUGGCCAUCGCCCCCGCCUCCUCCUCCUCCGCUGGGAAUCAACAGUGACGUGAGUUCCAAUUUCUCAGGCCCACAUGGACCACCGUUGCCGCCGCCGCACCCAGCGGUGGCGCUUGGGUUCAAUAAGAGCACUUUCACUUACGACGAGCUGAUGGCGGCGACGGCAGGGUUCUCUCCUGCAAAUCUGUUGGGGCAAGGGGGAUUCGGGUACGUUCAUAAAGGAGUACUGCCAAAUGGGAAGGAAAUUGCCGUGAAAAGCCUGAAAACGGGAAGCAGACAAGGAGAUCGGGAAUUUGCGGCGGAGGUGGAGAUCAUCAGCCGUGUCCACCACCGACAUUUGGUAUCCCUGGUCGGAUAUUGUAUUGCCGGUGACCGGAAGAUGUUGGUUUACGAAUUUGUCCCUAAUAACAACCUUGAAUUCCACCUUCACGGCGAGGGGAGGCCACCUUUGGACUGGUCGACUAGGGUGAAGAUCGCAUUGGGUUCGGCCAAAGGCUUGGCCUAUCUCCACGAAGAUUGUCAUCCUCGCAUUAUCCAUAGAGAUAUCAAAACUGCCAAUAUUCUUAUAGACAUGAGUUUCGAAGCUAAGGUGGCUGAUUUUGGAUUGGCGAAGCUCAACCAAGACAAUUACACUCAUGUAUCUACACGAGUUAUGGGUACAUUUGGAUAUUUGGCUCCAGAGUAUGCAUCAAGUGGAAAGCUAACAGAGAAAUCAGAUGUAUUCUCAUAUGGUGUAAUGCUUCUAGAAUUGAUUACCGGGAAACGACCUGUGGAUGCAACGGGAGAAAUGGAGGACAGCUUAGUGGACUGGUCUAGGCCUCUUUGUACAAAAGCAAUAAACAACCAAGGAAAUUUUGAGUUGGUUGAUCCAAGGUUGGAGAAUAACUAUGAUGUUGAAGAAAUGGCUUGCAUGGUGGCUUGCGCCGCAGCUUGCAUUCGUCAUUCUGCUCGUCGCCGCCCUAAAAUGAGUCAGGUGGUACGAGCAUUGGAAGGCGAUGUGUCAUUAGAGGACUUGAACGAGGGAAUAAAGCCAGGGCAAAGCUCAUACUUCGGGUCCGGCACGUCCUCGGAGUACGACGCAAGUUCCUACAGCGCCGACAUGAAGAAGUUCCGAAAAGUGGCGUUGGACAGCCGAGAGUACACAAGCAGCGAUUACGGCGGCACCAGUGAGUACGGCCUAAACCCUUCCUCAACAAGCAGCGAAAUCAGUCGAAAACCUAGUGGCCUUUCCUCUCCCGUUGCACAACCUCCCAAUCCCUAAAAUUGUUUAAAUUAAACCAAAAUCUCUUCAAAUCAUCAUCACUCUUCUUCUUCGUUUGAUUCGAUUGUUCUGCGCUUUGGAACGGCCGAUCGAUGAAUUUUCCUGUUUUUCUUUUUCUUUUUUUUUUUUUUUGGUUAAUUUUAGGUUGUGGAUCGCUUUUAAUUAAGUUUCGUAUUUUUGAUCAGAGUUCGUAAACACAAAAAUGUGUGGACGCGUAUAUGAUUCAUUUUGUUGAAUGAAUACUUGUUGCGGAUAAUUUGUUUGUU